AUUUUGCUAGUUGGCUAAUGACAGGUUCAGGAAAUGCUAGCUGGUUAGCAUUGCUGUAAACCUUGAUGUAGUUUACCUCGAAUAGAGAAUUAAACAUAACGUUCCAGUGAAUGACUUAUAAUAUAGAGAACUACAGUUUGACUCUCAGGUUGUGGUGAUGACUCGUGAUCUUAUGCUUGGAGAGGAACUGCCCCACUGGGUGGGAGCAAAAGAGUUCCACCAGAAGUACGAGUCCAAGGAGGUUAUAGGCAGGGGUGUAAGCAGCGUCGUCCGCAGGUGUGUAAACAAACACACAGGACAAGAAUUUGCAGUGAAGAUCAUAGAGAUCACGGCAGAGAAGAUGACCGUCCAGCAGCUGGAGGAGGUGAAGAGCGCAACACUGAAAGAGAUCCAUGUUCUUAAUGUGCUGAAAGGGCACCCAUCCAUCAUCACACUUAUUGAUUCCUAUGAAUCUGCAACCUUCAUCUUUUUGGUAUUUGACCUCAUGAGAAGAGGAGAGUUGUUUGACUACUUAACAGAAAAGGUCACUCUCAGCGAGAAAGAGACCAGGAGUAUGAUGCGUGCUCUUCUGGAGGCGGUCCAGUAUCUCCAUUCCCUUAAUAUCAUACACCGAGACCUCAAGCCUGAAAAUAUUCUUCUGGAUGACCAGGGUCACAUUAAACUCUCUGACUUUGGCUUUUCAGUGCAGCUGCAACCUGGAGAAAAGCUGAGAGAGCUCUGUGGUACCCCGGGUUAUCUUGCCCCUGAGAUCCUGAAAUGUUCAAUGGAUGAAACACAUGAAGGAUAUGGAAAAGAAGUUGACUUGUGGGCUUGCGGUGUGAUUCUUUUCACUCUUCUUGCUGGGUCUCCACCCUUCUGGCACCGUAAACAGAUGCUGAUGCUAAGAAUGAUCAUGGAGGGUCGGUAUCAGUUCAGCUCUCCAGAGUGGGACGACAGGUCUGAUACCGUCAAGGACCUGAUCUCAAGGCUUUUAGUGCUGGAUCCCUCUGUCCGCCUGACUGCUGAAGAAGCCUUAACUCACCCCUUCUUCCUUCAGUACCAAAAGGAGGACGUACGACUCUUCAGCCCCAGAAAGACGUUCAGGGUGUUAAUCUUGACAGUCUUGUCCUGUAUUCGUAUGUACUGUCACUACAACCGGUCCAGACCUCUGACACGAGAGCACCUAACGAGGGACCCUUACUCUUUACGAGCUGUGCGCAAGCUCAUCGAUGGCUGCGCUUUCCGCAUAUAUGGACACUGGGUCAAGAAAGGAGAACAACAGAACCGAGCUGCUCUUUUUCAAAACACCACUAAAAUUGUUUUACUCAGUCUUGAGGACCUUGAGAACUAAAUGUCAUUUUAAUUUCUGUUUUUAACCUGUUCAUUAAGUGUUCUUAUAGUAUUUUAUAAAUAAUACAGUUCAGGGUACCGAUAUUAAUCCAGCCACACACACAAAACCACAAUAGAACUAUUUAUUCAUUAUUAAUCAGAGAUCAAUCUUUUUAAGUUUUUAAGUAUGAAUCAACAUGAUCUUUUGAGCCAUUUCCUUUUCUUAAUUUCUAUUAAUUUUCUUUUAUUAAUUUUUAAGUUUUUAUAACUUUCAUAUAUCAGGACAGUUUUAUCUAUUUAGCUGUUUUUGACUAUUUGUAGAAAUGGUCAGUAAAAAGGUUAAAAAGUGUGUAUGAUGGUUACAUUCCUGCUCACUUAGUUGUUUUUUGUUUUGUUUUGUUUUGUUUGUUUGUUUGUUUUUUCCAUUAAAUAUAUUUGAGGUUUUUGUUAUUGAGGUUUUCUCAUUUGACAACCAACACCAUCUUUUUAUCAGAGUACUGUAUUAACCAUCAUCACUGUCGAGAUUGCUGUUAUACUCCUUUAUUAAUGUGUAAUUUAUCUGUUUUAAUAUUCUGAACAUGAUUAAUUAAAUAAAUCCUUACAUUUUAA
Tachysurus vachellii is the source of this 1917-nucleotide messenger RNA. RefSeq names its product phosphorylase kinase, gamma 2 (testis) (gene phkg2). The transcript is spliced from 10 exons. NCBI's taxonomy places the organism in Eukaryota, Metazoa, Chordata, Actinopteri, Siluriformes, Bagridae. Gene Ontology annotation, cellular component: phosphorylase kinase complex. Gene Ontology annotation, biological process: glycogen biosynthetic process; protein phosphorylation. Gene Ontology annotation, molecular function: phosphorylase kinase activity; ATP binding; calmodulin binding. The record is from RefSeq and is a predicted model, not a curated record. The coding region runs from base 158 to 1330 and encodes 390 amino acids.